GUCGACGACUGGUUUUCGCAAACCGCCAUGGCUACAGCUACAAGGCUUCUCCGGAGAUUACCGAGGUCUCUCAAGCUUCCUCCACCAACACUUCUCCGUAGCAACAACGGAACAAGGGUUUCAAGCUGUUUUUCUCACAAAACCAACGAGACAUUUGGAUCUCGUAACCGCCACGAUUCUAUUACCACUAGGAGCUUGUCUUCUCAAGGUCCUGCUCCUAUCGAUUACAGUUCGAUUUUGAAGGAGGAUGAGUUUCACAAAUUAGCCAAUGUCACUAUCAACCACCUUCUUGAGAAGAUUGAGGAUUAUGGUGAUAAUGUUCAGAUUGAUGGGUUCGACAUUGAUUAUGGGAAUGAAGUUCUUACCCUUAAGCUUGGAUCUUUAGGUACAUAUGUUCUCAAUAAGCAAACUCCUAAUCGACAAAUCUGGAUGUCUUCACCUGUCAGUGGUCCGUCUAGAUUUGACUGGGACCGUGAUGCUAAUGCGUGGAUUUAUCGACGAACGGAAGCAAGGUUGCAUAAACUGUUGGAAGAAGAGUUAGAGAAUCUAUGUGGCGAACCAAUUCAACUCUCAUAGCCUUAAAACAGUAUUUGUGAGUUUAUCUUGGAACUGCUCUGCCCUUAAAAAGGUGUAUGUAUGAAACAUCAAGAUGAAUAAACAAACUAGACACAUGAAAAGGUUGUUUCAGUGUGAAAACCUGAUUGAUGUUUUUGAUUGUACCUUUCUUACAGAAGUGUCUCAUGGUGACGCUGUUACAC
Molecule: messenger RNA, 758 nt
Organism: Eruca vesicaria subsp. sativa (arugula)
Lineage: Eukaryota; Viridiplantae; Streptophyta; Magnoliopsida; Brassicales; Brassicaceae
Source: the annotation of a GenBank genome assembly